AUGGAGAAUCCAUCAGCAUCCAGAGAAAAAGGAUUCUGUUUUCCAGAUGUUCCAGCAGAAGAAAUGGAUGGUUGGGUUAAGAAUUUGAUUUUCGAAGAAGAUAUGUUUAGCUCCUCUUCAACUUCUGAGCUUAUGAACUUCGAAUCUUUUGCUUCAUGGUGCAACACCCCUUCUGCUGCUACAGAUUUCUUGUUCACUCAGUAUGACUUAUCGACCUCUCAAUCUACUACACCUUUUGGAGGCUUUCAAGGCUCAUACGUUGGCGUUAAAAGACCGGCACAGGAGAUGAUUUCUCAGUUUCAUUGCCUAUCUGAUACUGAAAAGCUUACUGGUAAACGAAGCAAGGGUAGUAAUCAGACUAGUAGUGUAGACUAUAGUGUUCCAAGGUCACUGAGCCACACUCUUGAUGAUAAGAUGCUUAAGGCAUUAAGUUUGUUUAUGGAGUUCUCCGGAGAGGGAAUUCUGGCACAGUUUUGGACUCCUAUUAAGAAAGGAGAUCAUUACAUGCUUAGUACUUGUGAUCAGGCUUACUUGCUUGACUCGAGGCUGUCUGAAUACCGUGAAGUAUCGAGGAACUUCACUUUCUCUGCUGAAGCAAAUCAAUGCUCUUACCCAGGUCUUCCAGGCAGAGUCUUUAUCUCUGGAAUUCCUGAGUGGACAUCAAACGUGAUGUAUUACAAGACCGCUGAAUAUCUAAGGAUGAAGCAUGCUCUAGAUAACGAUGUCCGUGGUUCCAUUGCAAUUCCUAUCCUUGAAGCAUCAGGUUCAUCUUGUUGUGCUGUCCUGGAACUUGUGACAUGUAGGGAAAAACCCAACUUUGAUGUGGAGAUGGACUCUGUCUGUCGUGCUCUGAAGGCCGUGAACUUACAGACAUCAACUAUUCCACGUUCUCAGUACCUUUCUAGUAAUCAAAAAGAAGCUUUGGCUGAAAUAAGAGAUGUUCUCCGAGCGGUGUGUCAUGCACAUAGGUUGCCUUUAGCUCUAGCUUGGAUUCCAUGUAGUUACUCCAAAAGAGCAAACAAUGAGUUGGUAAAGGUUUAUGGAAAAAAUUCAAGGGAUGUCUCUCUUCUUUGCAUAGAAGAAACAGCAUGUUAUGUGAAUGAUAUGGAAAUGGAAGGCUAUGUGAAUGCAUGUUUGGAGCAUUAUCUGAGAGAAGGGCAAGGAAUUGUUGGCAAAGCACUCAUAUCAAACAAACCGUCUUUCUCAUCCGACGUAAAGACAUUUAAUAUCUGCGAGUACCCUCUUGUUCAACAUGCUCGAAAGUUUGGUCUUAAUGCUGCAGUUGCCACCAAACUGAGGAGCACAUUGACCGGUGAAAAUGAUUAUAUACUUGAGUUUUUCUUACCUGUAAAUAUGAAGGGAAGCUCAGAACAACAACUUUUGCUGGAUAGUCUCUCGAGCACGAUGCAGAGACUAUGUCGGACUCUGAGAACUGUUUCAGAUGCAGAAACGUCAAAUCUCCCACAGGCUAUUACUGUAUCUGAAGAAAGCUUACAGACAACAUAUCUGGAUACCGACGUCAACUCUACUGCAACUAUCUUCUCAAACAUGUCCUCUGAUACAACAAAUGAUAUAGCAGGUUCUCAGGGAAAUAUUCAACAGGAAAUUAGCGGAGCAAGAAGAUCAGAGAAGAAGAAAAGCAGUACAGAGAAGAAUGUGAGCUUGAAUGUUCUCCAACAAUACUUUUCUGGGAGCUUAAAGGAUGCUGCAAAAAGCCUUGGUGUUUGUCCGACUACACUAAAGCGAAUAUGUAGACAGCACGGAAUCAUGAGAUGGCCAUCUCGCAAGAUUAACAAAGUGAAUAGAUCGUUAAGGAAAAUACAGACAGUGCUCGACUCUGUCCAAGGUGUAGAAGGAGGACUGAGGUUUGACUCGGUAACAGGGGAAUUUGUGGCAGUUGGCCCUUUUAUACAAGAAUUUGAUACUCAAAAGAGUCUGUCCUCUCAUAAUGAUGAAGAUGCAUUUGUAAUAAGCCAAAGUGAUAUGGAUGAAGAUGCGUCAUUAGAGCCUUUGAAAGUUACAUCUGGUGACGGUGGUAGGGUUAAGAUGGAGGAGAGUGUUGAAACAAUCCAAGCAGGAGGACCAGGAUCACUGAUGGAGCCAUGGGCUUGGAUAAGCAAAGACUCUGGCUUGAAUUAUACUGAUGAUAUCAAUAUAGGGAAAAGGAGUGAAGAGGUAAAGAAGGAUAAAGACCUUUGUGUUCGUAGGUGCUUGAGCUCUGUAGCACUUGCAGACGAUGGAACAAAUACAAGAAUUGUAGAACCAAAUCCAUCCAUAUCCAACAGCAUGUCGGACUCAUCAAAUAGUUCAGGUGCAGUUGUGUUGGGAAGCUCAUCUGCUUCCAUAGAACAAAAUUGGAAUCCAAUAACUCAUAAUACUAGUGGCGAGAGCGGAUCAAGUUCAAUAUUGACUGUAAAAGCCACUUAUAGAGACGACACUGUACGUUUCAAACUUGAUCCAUAUCUUGUUGGGUGUUCUCAGCUAUACGGAGAAGUGGGUAAGCGCUUCAAGCUGCAAGAAGGCGCCUUUCAGUUGAAAUACUUGGAUGAUGAAGAAGAAUGGGUGAUGUUGGUUACAGAUUCUGAUCUUUAUGAGUGCUUCGAGAUAUUAAACGGUAUGAGAAAACACACAGUGAAGUUUCUGGUACGUGAUUUACCUAGCACCGCAAUAGGGAGUUCUGCAGGCAGCAACGGUUACUUGGGGACAUGCUCCUAACAUUAAUCUUAUUAUGCUAUAUGUAAACAUGAUCUAUGUUUGGUCUCACAGAAAGAUAGAAAAAAAAGGGUGCAGUGGAGUUGAAGAAUGUAUAUAACAUACAAAGACGCAUAUUUUUGGUAUCAACAAGUUGUAUAAGUUAAUUAUAAUCUCAUGUU
Capsella rubella is the source of this 2873-nucleotide messenger RNA. Its product is annotated as protein NLP9. The transcript has 6 exons. Bases 1 to 2715 code for a protein of 904 amino acids. Lineage: Eukaryota; Viridiplantae; Streptophyta; Magnoliopsida; Brassicales; Brassicaceae. The record is from RefSeq and is a predicted model, not a curated record. Gene Ontology annotation, molecular function: protein binding; DNA-binding transcription factor activity.